This is a messenger RNA of Protobothrops mucrosquamatus (brown spotted pit viper), 2343 nucleotides long. It is a transcript of the gene RETREG2, whose product is annotated as reticulophagy regulator family member 2. The record is from RefSeq and is a predicted model, not a curated record. The coding region runs from base 1 to 1515 and encodes 504 amino acids. NCBI's taxonomy places the organism in Eukaryota, Metazoa, Chordata, Lepidosauria, Squamata, Viperidae. The transcript is spliced from 10 exons.
AUGGGCACAUGUGGGAAUUAUGAGAUGGUGAAAUUAGAAAACGGGCCAGUAAAUACCACUAAUCUUACUUCCAGUGGAACCACAAAGUUGUUUUCCUCCACUUCAUUACGUCCCCUGUUCCUCCUUAGUACUGGUUUUAUUGGUAUUCUGCUGUUGGAGAGAUGGAAGCCCCAAUUUUUAUUGGAUUUCUCAGUACAACCCAUAGAAGAACCUGGGGGAGACAGUGACCAUGAGAUGAGAGGAGCCCAACCUCACCUGCUCAGUGUAUCAGAACUCUGUCGUUGCUUGGCUGAGAGCUGGAUUACCUUUAGGCUAUAUCUGCAGGAACUUCUGCAGUAUAAGAAGCAAAACCCUGCCAAGUUCUGUGCCAGAAUCUGCUCAGGAUGCUUGAUUCUAGCAAUUGUAGGACACUAUGUUCCAGGAAUCAUGAUCUCCUACAUUGUCUUACUUAGCAUUCUGCUGUGGCCACUGGUAGUUUACCAUGAACUCAUUCAGAGAAUGUAUACCCGUUUGGAGCCCAUCCUAAUGAAACUGGACUACAGUAUGAAGGUGGAGACUCUGCAUCUUAAACACGAAAAGAAAAAGCGUCAAGGAAAGAUUGAGCCAGAGGCUGGCAGUGAACCAAUGGCAGAAACAGAAAGUGAGAGUGAAGCAGAACUGUCUGGCUACUCUACAGUGGUAGAUGUGAAGAAGACAGCUCUGGCAUUAGCAAUCACAGAUUCUGAACUCUCUGAUGAGGAGGCCUCUAUCCUAGAAAGUGGGGGAUUCACGGUCUCCAGAGCUACAACUCCACAACUGACAGAUGUGUCCGAAGAUCUGGACCAGCAGAGCCUCCCCAGUGAGCCUGAGGAAUCCUUCUCCAAGGAUUUAGCAGAAUUCCCUUCGGUGGAAGAGUUCCAUUCCAAAGACUUGGGACCAUCCAACGAAGAUGAGAAUUUUGGAGUUCCCAUUCAAAGUGUGCAACAGCUAACCUCUGCUGAAGAGGACGCCGCUGCCGCCAUGAAUCCGGACACAUCCAUUCUGUGCCUGGCCUCACCCCUGCAUUUUGUAAAUACUCAUUUCAAUGGGAACGGGCAGGCGGUAGUGGGAGGAACCCCCGAGUCCCAAGCGACCUGCGCACAAGGCCUGGGGCUACACAUCGAUUCGUUGAGUCAAGAGAUUGUCACUACGGCUAUCAGUACAGUUGUGCAGAACACCCUGUCAGCUCUGCUCCACUCCUCAGAGGACACCGAAGGGCCUUGUUUCUCUGAGUUCCUGCCUACUGAACCCGAGGAGAGACUCAGUUUCCAGGCACAGCUAUCUGAGAACGAGGAGGUGGGAACAGCUCCUCUGCCUGGGAAAGAAGAAGAGGAGGAGGAGGAGGAGGAGGAGGAGGAGGAGGAGGAGGAGGAAGCCGAUGAUUUUGAGCUGCUUGACCAGCAGGAGCUGGAGCAAAUGGAUGCAGAGCUGGGCCUUUCUGGAGAAACAGAAGCUCCAGGAGCUCCUUCCCAACCUCCUGAAGAACUGUCACCCUGAUCUCCCUGUUCAGUCUUCUCUUUUCUGUAGCUGCAAGAAAGGACAAACAGACACAUAGAGAAGUUAUAGGCCAUACCGAAGGACAGAUAGACAUGUGGCGAAGUCCAAGCAAAGCACCCAAACUCGCAGUGUUAUGUCUGGAAUCAAAAGUUGUUGUCCUCCUCCUCCUAGUAUUGGCCUUUCCACCAGGGCCUCUGUUUCUGCCCCAGGCUUCUCAGUGAUGAUGCAGUCUUUUGUCUGCUGCUGCAAUUUUUCUGUCUCAAGUCUUGUUUUGCGGUUUUUAAUUUCGCACACAUUUUCUGCUCUUCCUGCCACUACGACUUCCUGCUCAUCCUCAUGUAUCCAGUAGGAAAUAAAAGGAGUUCUAUUCAGCAGAGAGGGUGUAAAUAAUUUAAAGAGAGCAUUGGUCGGUUAAUUGAACAGGAAGGAAAAAAAACGUUCUUUGGAGAAAUAGAUUUGGGGUUGGUUUGUGUUUUUUGACAGGAAAUUGGGGAACGGAAAGUAGGUUUUCAGUAGUGAUACCAUAUAGAGAAUUUUUUUUUCUGCGAAAAUGGAAGGCCAUCUGGACUUAAGCCACCUUGCACAGAAAAAGCCAAGUGCUUCUGCCGCACCAAGAACCAGUCCUAUCUUCUCAAAAUAUUUUAAACCUUCGGUUCUAUUUUCCUCUGUAUGUAGGGUGAAUGUACACUAUGCCCAGUGGUUUCCAGGAAGGCAUAGCCUGAUUUUAUUUAUUCUGAACUACGUAUCUAGCUGUCUGGAUUUUUUUUAAAAAUUCGCUUGGAUGAACUCAAUUUUAAUUGUAGAAUCUGGCAGCCUUCCUCUUUCCCU